Molecule: messenger RNA, 2895 nt
Organism: Rhizoctonia solani
Lineage: Eukaryota; Fungi; Basidiomycota; Agaricomycetes; Cantharellales; Ceratobasidiaceae
Exons: 4
Coding region: 1-2895 (964 amino acids)
Cellular component (GO): membrane
Molecular function (GO): calcium ion binding
Source: RefSeq, a predicted model, not a curated record
AUGCGUAUUGUCAAAGUCUUGAUAGCGUUUCUUCCGGUGGUCGUUCAGGCAGCAAUUCCCCUAUCUAGGCAGCAUCCCCUCAUAGCUCGUGUCAAUCAACCUUAUUCCUGGACUAUUUCUCCAUCCACUUUUGAUAAUACAAAUUUCUCGAGUAUCUUCCUUCGGACAUCUCCAGGUUGGCUCAUUUACGACAACGCUACGAGCACGUUCAGGGGCACCCCAACUCCAAAGGAUAUUGGAAUUACUACAGUCCGUAUUUACAAUCAAUUUGGAGAUAGCGAUCGCUUCCAGCUCUAUGUGUCCGACCUUCCACCACCUAUCGUCAAUAUACCACUGGAGACUCAACUGGUCCCUGGGAAUCCGUCAAUCUCAUCGGUAUUUACAUUUCCGGCUCCCAGUAUUGGCGUUCGGGUUCCUCCGAAGUGGUCCUUUAGCAUUGGCUUUGAUGGAUUCACGUUUAUCACUCCCGAUGAGCGUAAUGUUUAUUAUGAUGCCACCUUGGCUGAUGGUUUACCCUUGCCCGAUUGGAUUGUCUUCAACAAUCGAACGCUCACAUUUGAUGGAGUAGCUCCCACCAAUCGUAGCCCAAAGCUCUCGAUUAUACUUCACGGAAGUGACCGGUGGGGGUUCGGAGCAAUCCAAGCACGAUUCGAUUUGGUUAUUGGGCCGCGCACACAUCUUCUGGGAGUUGACGGCACAACCGGUCUGGAAACCAUCAAUGUAACUGGAAGAACACCGUUUGCGCACUCAAUCAAAACAUUUGGUGGAUUAACGAUCGACGGGAUACCAGUAGUUGCUGCAAACAUAUCUCGCGUUGAAGUCAACGUUUCAACAGUCCCUUGGCUUGUCUUUAACAAUUUGACUCGCGUUCUCUCUGGAAUACCACCCCUCUCGGCUAUUGGAACCAACCUUGUUUUUCCCGUGUCUAUUACCUCCGAUUACAACGAUACAGUGGACACCAGCAUCAAACUAAGUGUGUUGCCCUCGUGCUUUAGCUCGAUGCCUAUCCAGCCUGUGGCGGUGACGACAGGUACAUUCAUGACGUUUUCGCUCAAGGAGUAUAUUAUGGGCGGGCCUUCAACCCGGCAACAAUUAUUACCGAAUACAAUCCACGUACAGCGUCAUCCUGGCUCAGUUACGAUGUCCACAGGUUACAAUGAGGUAAAUGUUACGUUUAGCGCAACUGACUCGGAGACGCACGCCAUAUCGACUACGUCCUUGGUUCUAUCUAUUUCCCCUAAUGCCACAUUUGGACCAGAGGUUUGGGAAGAUCGGCAUGGACACGGUGUUGGCCAUCGAGCAAAGACAGCAGUUCUGGUAACCUUUUCUGUUAUUGGUGGCGCUAUAUUCGUAUGCUGUUUGCUCGCUCUCUGCCGGCGCUGUUGUGCAGUUCGCGAUCCGUGCGAAGACGACGAGAAUGCAAGCCAAUGGAAAGGUCGGGGUGUCGUCCGGGUGGGUGCUCAUUGCGCUGGCCAGAUGGAAAAAUCAGUACGGAGUGUUGAGUUAGGCCGAGCAAGCGGCGAAACGACCGUUGGAUUGGAGGGAGGAUAUAAACUUACCUCUUCCGAGAUCUUUCCGCCCCAGAUACAUGGCUCCAACCCUGGACGUAAGGCAAUAGACGGUAAAGGAGUCGGUAUCUUCCAGCGCCUGUCGGCCGCAUCAAAAUGGAAACUUCAAGAUCAUAGUUUGGGAUCACAAUUAGGUCGAGUUCGGCGAUCUCAGAUUUCUUGCCCUGUUUUGAUCGACGACAAUCGCAUGCUGGGAUUCACCGAGAAUGUCUUUUUAGAGGGCAAACGGCGUUCAAAUGGUUCUGAACAGGACCUCGUUCAACAUGGAAGACAGUGCCUAUCUGGUGUACCAAACCACGUUCCGAGUUUUGAGCGGCCCGGGACCAAACCUGAGGCACAUGGGAGACUGCUAUCACGCGAGAGUUCGACACAAAUCAUGUAUGACCACACCAGCCGAUCAUUCAGUGAGUCUGACGAGAGCUCACUGACAAGUAUUCCUCGUCGGAGAUCCGAUUUUUUGCCUCCACGAGAUCAACGGGUGGACGGAUCCGAACAGCCGCGUCCCAGCACCGCUGGACCAGCACACUUUAUUCGACCUUCAGUUUCUUCCGAAACCAUUGGUAAUGAACCUAGAGAGGCCGCGGUUAUUGCCACCGCUGCCCGCCAGGUACUUCCCAGUAUCGUUAAGCAAAGAUAUGACCGUCCCGUCCUCCCCUGGAAGCCUCAGUAUAACCGUGUAGGACGACCACGAUUGGUGCAACUUAAUAGCGAGAAGAGGGUGCUGGCUUCAAAUGAGGGGGCAAGCACUUCUCGAAAUCGCUCCCAGAAGGCUGUGAUAAAUAAUCUGUCCCGAGCAAGUGAAGGCAACAAUGAACCCAACCAACUCCACCAAGACAGACGUUUAUCCCUAGGUGUCCGUUAUGUCCCAUCCUUGGACGAUGGCAUAGAUAUUGGAUCUGCUGUAUUCUAUAUGACUCCUUCUGUAGGAACGGCACCUUCUCCUGUGACUGGACCGGGAAAGUCGCCUACUUUACUCGGCGAAUGCAUAGGACCCCCCAAGGCUAUAAUACAUUCGCUGAACCCAGACGUUAACAACACUGCACCAAUUCGCACAUCAUCUCGUUGUUCAAAGAUCCCGAUUGGGACUCCGUUUGCAAUCUCGGUUCCCUUCGAGAUUAUCCCCUCUCGAGGCGCGGAGAUAUCGGUCCGCCAACAGAACGGGAAGCCUGUCCCAGCUUGGAUUAACUUGGACCAACGUGAUGUCGAGCUAUGGGGAGUUCCUUUGAAAGAACACCUGGGAACCCACUUGUUAGAAAUCUUGGAAGGUACGAAGGAGGGUCAACGGGUUGUGGCUAGAAUGUCUCUUGAGGUGGUCCAGUGGGAGUGA